Molecule: messenger RNA, 2994 nt
Organism: Sorex fumeus (smoky shrew)
Lineage: Eukaryota; Metazoa; Chordata; Mammalia; Eulipotyphla; Soricidae
Gene: SAR1A
Product: secretion associated Ras related GTPase 1A
Exons: 7
Coding region: 112-708 (198 amino acids)
Biological process (GO): intracellular protein transport; vesicle organization; membrane organization
Cellular component (GO): COPII vesicle coat; endoplasmic reticulum exit site
Molecular function (GO): GTP binding; GTPase activity
Source: RefSeq, a predicted model, not a curated record
CGAGUAGCUGGCGGUCCGGGAGGCUGCCGCGCCGUGCGCCCGGAGGAGGGUCGAGGCAUCCCCCGCCGCCGCCGCCGCAGGAGCCCCUCGGGCCGGUAGUAAGCACUAACGAUGUCUUUCAUCUUCGAGUGGAUCUACAAUGGCUUCAGCAGUGUGCUCCAGUUCCUAGGACUCUACAAGAAGUCCGGAAAACUUGUAUUUUUGGGUUUGGACAAUGCAGGGAAAACCACUCUUCUACACAUGCUCAAAGAUGACAGACUGGGCCAGCACGUGCCGACAUUACAUCCGACGUCGGAGGAGCUGACCAUUGCUGGAAUGACGUUCACCACUUUCGAUCUUGGUGGGCACGAGCAAGCACGUCGGGUUUGGAAAAAUUAUCUCCCAGCGAUCAAUGGGAUUGUUUUCCUGGUGGACUGUGCAGAUCACCCUCGCCUCAUGGAAUCCAAAGUGGAGCUUAAUGCUUUAAUGACUGAUGAAACAAUAUCCAACGUGCCAAUUCUUAUCUUGGGCAACAAAAUUGACAGGACAGAUGCAAUCAGUGAAGAAAAGCUCCGUGAAAUAUUUGGGCUUUAUGGACAGACCACAGGAAAGGGCAACGUGACCCUGAAGGAGCUCAACGCCCGCCCCCUGGAAGUGUUCAUGUGCAGCGUGCUCAAGCGGCAAGGCUACGGCGAGGGCUUCCGCUGGCUCUCGCAGUACAUUGACUGAUGCUCGGACAGUGGCAAGAAAAGAGUCUGACUUCUCUGGACUGAUCCUAUUCGCAGCUUCCUCAUGAACUUUUCUGAUAGAACACGGAAAGCGCUCCCGCCGCGUCUGUCUGGCGCUGAGAGGCCGAGAGGCCGUGUCCGCGCGCUCCUUGCCCAGUGGUGACAUGUGCUCUUCUCUACGCCGGUGGGAAGCGAUGCCCCCCGUGUGUGGACAGGCCAGCCUCCCACCCCACCCACCCCUGCUCCCCGGACUCGGAAGCCGUCAGGAUUUGCCGGGUCAAGCUGUGUGCUGCCACGGGGCACCUGGGAAGAAAAACACGUCUCACCACUGCGGUUGAUUUCAAAAGAAAGUGAUUCUAUUUUUUAAAGAAAGUGUGGUCAAUAUAAUUGGUGUCCCUCCUAACUUUUUAAGUUAAUAUACUUGGUCCAGAGCUUUCUGUUCUUUUCUUUUCUUUCUUUCUCCUUUUUUUUUUAAAACUUAGCAGAAGACAUUUAGAUCAGAAAAUUAUGCACAGGUCUUUGUGAAGGCAGGACUCAGUGAAGUGGGUCCUGUUGAGCUGGCAGGUGGAGAGAGACCCGCCUUCCCUCCAUCCAUGUGGCAGCCCAGAGGACUAGCAAAGGGCUGGAUGCUGGGGUGGCCGUUGGAGCUGUCCUCCCGCGGGGUAGGGCAUUUCUCAUCAUGAAGGUGUUGCAGACCUCGCCUCAGCGGAGGCUGGGAGUGAGCGCUUGCUGUCUUGACCUAUCAAGUUCCAGAUUUCAGCCAGUCUUCGCUUUGGUAGGGUUGGGAUUCCAUUUCUCCCUGGCCCCUCUUUUCAUGUUCAGCUCUAAGCAGUGAUUUUUGCCUCCAAAAGAAUUGAGGGUGUCCUGUGUCAUGGUACCCUGUGGAUGUGUCUGUUACUUUCGCCAAUUUGAGGAGAAUUUUUUCCUGACGAAGAGUCAUAGAACACAAAAUCAACAAUUUAUGGGCUCUUAAUCCUGUGAGUCAAGAACUUAAAAAUCUGGGACCGUAGCAUUUGACUCUAGGCCCAAUCUACUUAGCGGGCUUUCAAAUUCCCGGUUACAGAACUGGGCCUGUUAAUUGAGCAUUCGUGAGCUCUGUCUUUACAUUGAUUUUCAAUUUUCUGUUGUUUGACGUUAACCUCUGUAGCUUUUCCAGAUUUUUUCCCUCCCUUUUUGUAUGAAGUUGCCUUUCCCCAUUCCAGGAAUAAGCUGGGAAAACGUCUUUGAUUUUGUGUAGCGCUGUUCCUUUUGAGCAAUUUUCACUUCGUGUCAGUAAGCUCCCGCUGUAAUAGCCCAGUACCCCUAGUAGCAUGAGGAUUAUUUUUAUAGCACUGCAUUUUCUUAAUGCCCUGUGUGAAGCUGGAUUUUGCAUGAUCUUCACCAACAUUCCACCCUUGUAAAUGUUGAGGCGACAGAAGGUGGUUGCAAGGUGGAAGGGUUUCUUCAUUCAGUUUCCUGUUCAUGAAAGGCUAGAGUUCAUUUGCUCAGAAUUGGAAACUGGAGUGAUCAGUGCUUAUUUGCAGAGGGUAGAGCUAACAGCAUCAUCGCAUCAUCCCAGUCUCCUUAAAUGCGAGGGUCCAAACCCUGGAUAACAUUCCUGGAAUGGGAGAGAAUUCUUCCGUCAACUUCUUAAGGUUACUUGGUUCUGACCUCUGUGAAAGUGCAUUAUUGCCACUGCCAGGUUCCAAAUCCAGAGGCUCAGUGAAGUAUAAGUCUGGGGGAAACGCCAUUUCAUUUAUUAGCAAGCGUUGCUGUCGUAAGACAAAAUCUGUUGGUUUAGGAAGUGGUUCAAGCCUUAAGUAAACACAGCUAGUGGUGAGUGGACUAGAGCAUUAAUUUGCAUACUUUGGAUUAUUUUGGCUAAAGGUAAGCUGUAUUUCUCAUCCUGAGAUUUGAGAAGUAUGAUUGCUUCAGUGUUGCUUUCUUGUUUCUGUUCCUUGUUCCAUAUCACUUUGUAGCGAACUAGGCAACUAUGGAUUCUACACAGGGCAGCUCUUUGUGAAAGUGGCUCAUUUUGGCCACUGGAGAAAGAGUAGAUUGAAAAGUCAAGUCACAUCAGUCAUUUCUUGCCCCACAGAAAACAUCGUUCCUAUCUCUAAUGGCAGAAACACGCUGCUGUGAGGAAGUUGACUCCUAAUAGGACCAGAGCUUGGGAUAGAAACUCCCAUGAAUCGAGAAUUUUCAUUCUGUUUUAUCAGAGUGCAUAUAUGUCCUAUUUCAGGAAAAGCAAAAGUCAUUUACAAAAGAAAAUCUGUAUCCUAAGCAUUUUAAUAAAAAGUUGAAACAA